Molecule: messenger RNA, 2238 nt
Organism: Sorex fumeus (smoky shrew)
Lineage: Eukaryota; Metazoa; Chordata; Mammalia; Eulipotyphla; Soricidae
Gene: STXBP4
Product: syntaxin binding protein 4
Exons: 17
Coding region: 143-1798 (551 amino acids)
Biological process (GO): regulation of insulin secretion involved in cellular response to glucose stimulus; insulin receptor signaling pathway
Cellular component (GO): cytoplasmic vesicle
Molecular function (GO): syntaxin binding
Source: RefSeq, a predicted model, not a curated record
GGCUCUCGUGGGGCCGCCGCUCUUAAAAGAGUCGGGCUACGGCGGCCGGGUUGCCGGGCAGCGGGAAAAUUAGAGUUUCUAGAGUCUUUAUCAAGAUCUUCAUUUACACAGCUGUUAAGUCCAAGGCUACUGUGGUAAAGCCAUGAAUAAAACUGCAUCUAUGAUAUCAUCUGAUCUGCUCGAAAAGGAUCCUGCCUUCCAAAUGAUUACAAUUACCAAGGAAACUGGCCUUGGUCUGAAGAUACUUGGAGGAAUUAACCGGAAUGAAGGUCCCUUUGUAUAUAUUCAAGAAAUAAUUCCUGGAGGAGACUGUCAUAAGGAUGGACGUUUGAAGCCAGGAGAUCAACUUGUCUCUAUAAAUAAAGAAUCAAUGGUUGGUGUAUCAUUUGAAGAAGCCAAGAGCAUAAUUACCAGAGCCAAGUUGAGGUCAGAAUCUGCUUGGGAGAUAGCAUUCAUAAGACAAGACUCUGGCAGCAGUCAUCUAGAGACUCCACCAUAUACGUCUCUUUUACAAACUGCAGGAGAAUAUGGAUCUCAAAAUUUAACAUUGAAUCUUAUUUCUUCUCCCCCUGAAAACCUGAUUCCAAAGACCUCAUCCACUCCCAAAGCUACUGAUGUCAUUUUACCUACCCUUAAGAUUAAUCAGAAAACAGAACAGAUUCCAAAUACUUCUUUGGACAACAGCCCUACUGAUAUGUGUAAUACAGAUGUUGCCCUUGCCAAGACUGAUAAUUAUGGACACCAAGGAAAGAAGAUUUUCCUAAAUCCAUCUGUUCGCCUUAAGGCAGAAAAGCUAGAAAUGGCUCUUAAUUAUCUUGGUAUACAGCCCACAAAAGAACAACACCAAGCCCUGAAACAGCAAGUCCAAGUAGAUGCAAAAGGGACAGUAUCUUUUGGAGAUUUUGUCCAGGUUGCCAAAAACUUAUUUUGCUUGCAGUUGGAUGAAGUAAAUGUUGAUAUACAUGGCAUUUCUGGCAUAUUAGAUUCACAGUUUCUUCACUGUGAUUCCUCAGAAACAGAUGAAAUGGAAAGACUUAAGCAUGAAAGAAAUAAUGCCCUGGAAGAAGUAAAUAUACUUAAGGGGAAAUUAUUUGAAUCAGAAAAACGAAGGAAGCAGUUGACAGAAGAACUCCAGAUUGUGAAACAAGAAGCCAAAGCUGUAGUUGAAGAAACAAAAGCCCUUCGAAGUCGUCUUCAUCUUGCUGAAGCCGCACAGAGGCAGGCACACGGUAUGGAAAUGGACUACGAAGAAGUCAUCCGUCUGCUAGAGGCCGAGAAUACAGAGCUAAAGGCUCAGCUUGCUGAUUAUUCUGACCAAAAUAAAGAAAAUGUUCAGGAAUUAAGAAAGAGAAUCACAGUACUUGACUGCCAGUUGAGAAAAUCAGAAAUGGCCCGAAAAACUUUUGAGGCAUCUACUGAAAAACUGCUUCAUUUUGUAGAGGCUAUUCAGGAAUUAUUUUCUCAUCAUCCUGCUUCUUUAUCAAAUUUAAGUGACAGAAGAGCUGUGUUAGCUUCACAGACUUGCCUCACACCGCUGGGAAAGAAUGGACGUAAUAUUAUAGCAAAUCUCGCGCUUGAAUCUAAGGAACUUGUUAAAUCUGUUCGUGCCAUACUGGAUAUGGAUUGUCUACCUUACGGGUGGGAGGAAGCUUACACAGCAGAUGGAAUCAAGUACUUCAUCAAUCACGUAACCCAGACCACAUCCUGGCUCCACCCCGUCAUGAGCGCACUGAACCUGGCCUGCUCCGAGGAGAAUGAAGAGGAUUGCUUGGGAGAACUUCCGGACCACAAGAGUUAAUGGCUUUCUGGAAGAAUCUGAGCUCUACCAUCUACCAUCUCCAGCCCUGUGGACAACUCUCGGACUGAACAGUCCAAAAUAGGAGUCAGACAACCAAAGUUGUGAAAAGAAAUCUCUGGAACAGGCUAUUUUUAUAAAACAUUCUCUUUUAACUGUGUAUAUUUGCAAUAUCCAUUGCCACUCCAGUCAUUAAUACUCUAGCACACAUUUUUGAAAUUCUCUGUAAUGAGAUUUUAUAGUCUGUACACUUUUUCAUUUAUACUCUGUAAUUUUAUAUGUAGUUCUUUAUAUAGUGUCAGAUAUAAUGAUUUUUAUAAUUAUGCCUUAUACUGGAAAAUUCCUUGAACAUAAUGGUACUCUUCUUUUACUUGAUAUUACGCUAACCUUUGAUAUUCACAUCGUUGGUAAGGAAUUUGAGAGAGCGUUUUGGAUUCUCUUUA